CGCAGGAGCGAUGUAAAAAACUUUAUUUAAUUUCAUGUCAUGUCUAUUUUUACUGGCUUAAACAUGUGGCAGUUCGAUGAGGGCAAGUGUCACAUCUGCCAGCGUGUAUUCUGUUGCGGUAAAUGCCGCAAUAAGCAUCAGUUCAAAACCCACGCCAUUGCAGUGAGAGAGCCGCUUGCUAUGGCUAAUGCUAUCGGCAUAGUCGAACAUAAAAUGAAAAUGGAGUCGGGACUGACUACUAUCUACGUGUUCUGUCCGAUAUGCGAGCGCAAGCCCCUUGUGCUGUGUGAGGAAAUCUAUGCGGAGCUAUUGGCGCACAUCGAGACCGCCCACCUACCGCUGCGAUGUCGCAAGUGUUUACGCAACUACACGAAGAUCAACGAUCUGCAAGAGUUCAGCAAGUGCGUGGAUAUGCGACAGGACUGCAGUGGCAGCGGCAGCGAUCUAACUGCCAAUACGGAAUCAUCCAAAGUGACUGUAAAGCAGGCGCUGGCUAUGGUACCCGCUUCGGGUGCGCCAAUGUGCACCACCAUCUCCACCCAGACCUCGCCGGGCUUGACGCCCAUUUCGUUGAUCAAUAUGCGCUGGAAGGCCAAGAGUCGUGUCACCCACGACGAACUGAUAGGCGACAGUGUCUCCUCCAUCAGGAAUAUCUCAUCCAUCAGUAAUGGAUCAUCGAUUAGGCGCAGCAUCGGUCAGCUGGCAAACCUGCAUGAAACCGUAGAAAAGGGGAAGAUAAUUCGAUCCACUUCAACCCCCGUCCAGUUGGAGUCGAUGUUUGCCAAGCCCAAGGAGCCGCUCACCUUCAAUGCCUCCAAUGGGGGACACGUGUCGAGCAUCUAUCAGGAGGAGCCGAGCCCGGCCCUUGAGGGAAAUCCGAUCCAGCAGCAGCUGCAGCAGCGUGCCUGGAAGGUGGGGGCUCGCAACAAGAUAAGCGCUGUCACCCCACUCCGACAGGUCAUGUCCAAGAGCAUUCAGAAAGCCUUUGUCGAGCAUGGAGCAAUGCUGGUUCCUCCCCCGACCGGCCUUAUCCAGCGGCGGGUUCGUCUCGAUCUCAGCGAUAACAAUAGCUACUCGGCCGAUGGGGGAGCAGCUGGAUCAUCUGCUUUAGAUCUGCGCCUUUCGCCCGUCGUUCGACGAACUCAAAGUGAGAGCUCUUCCUCGGAGACGAAUUCCUUGUCGCAUCCUCAUGAUGUUUACAGGAGGCCAUAUCUGCUCUCGGCCCAAAAACUGACCACAGAGUCGAUUAUCAUUACCAGGACCAUGCCCUCGAGCAUUGGGGAGAGUAGCGGGUCGACCGUUUACAAUUCCUGCGAGAGUGUGGAGAUCAUCCGAUCCACCUCGGAGUCGGCGGAGGUUCAUGUGCCGCCCAUUACACCCAUCACCAGAGUUACUGGCGCUGCCAUUAAUAAGAAGCAAAUUAAAUUUGAGACACCGUACAAGAGCCAGGAAGUAGCCUUCCAGAAUGGGGAGGAGGACAGUAAGGAUACAUUCUACACUCCGAAUACUGGCACACCGGAGCGUCCAGAGCGGCGCAGGCAGCCGAUUGUACCGCGCCAGAUAAGCGGGGAGUUCUCGCCCGCCAUCAAGAAGGAGAAGUCUGUGGCAUCCAUGUAUCGCAGUUCACCGCCGCCGGAACGUCUCAGAGCUCGUCCGCCGCUGCGAGAUUGCUACAAGCUGGCAGCCUUCAGUGGGGUCCAGGACCUGCCAGUGGGUCAAAGUCCUGGGGUGGAGGAAGAUGAAGAUGAAGAGGUCUUUUUGCCCACCAAUGCCUCCACACGAAAAGAUAAGAAGCAGGAUCAGGGCACAGGACGCCUAUGGUCCAUAAUGAGCUCCAUGAUGCGACUGCCGGCCACAUUGCGAGGCGACAAGGAUAACAAGGAGAACAAUGGAUCAUCUGGCUCCCUAAUCAGACGUUGCGCCUCGAUAGCAGGCUCUCUUGUGCGCACCUCGACGCAAGCUACGGAUGAUGUGCAGCCCUUGAAGCGGAAGCGCACUCAGACACUGGAUAAUCAGUAUUACAAUUCCAUGUCGCCGUCCAGUUCGUCGAAGCGGUAUCGCAUCCGGCCCAGGGAACCAAUUGAGCGGAUGCGCCAGACCUAACUAAUAGUUUUAAAUAUUGUGUUUCAUGUUUCUUUUUAUAUUCAAAUAAAAGUCUUGUGUUAUUGUA
Messenger RNA from Drosophila persimilis, 2170 nucleotides. RefSeq names its product mitosis initiation protein fs(1)Ya (gene fs(1)Ya). Bases 40 to 2103 code for a protein of 687 amino acids. The transcript is spliced from 2 exons. NCBI's taxonomy places the organism in Eukaryota, Metazoa, Arthropoda, Insecta, Diptera, Drosophilidae. The record is from RefSeq and is a predicted model, not a curated record.